UUUUGCUGUAACGUACCUUUUGAGGCAUCUUGGUUCAAAAACGAACGCUGGAGCAGCAUAUCCAGAACCUUUUACGAUACCGCGGGACACUCUGACGUUGUAGCAACGUUGAGCCAUAGUCGUAUCGGAGUGCAACAAUGCUUAGCACCCAAUUACCAGAUCGAAACCUACUGGAGAACGGUCCAGAAGACGAGGACAGCAGUACAAUAUUAGCAAGUAAACCAGAAGAUAUGCUGGACGAACCACAUCCGAAACCGAGGGAUCCUGCUUCCGUCAACGACUACAAUGAAAGUAAUAGGAAUGACUCCACUUUGGGGCUUCAACUUCCUUCAUCGUUGGAUCUAUUAGCUCAUGCAGCAACCGAGUCAUUUACACGAAAGCGAAAGAUGAGCGAAAGUGACACUGUGGAUAAAGAGAAAGACGGGAGUGUCGAUGACAGUAAGAGAUGUCGAGCCGAUCAAGUGUCUGAAUUGCAUUCCCAAGAUCCGACCCUUCUUUUCAAUCUACUCACACAGGAGCGUUCCAACAAUGCCAGUCUCAUCAAAGAUUUGGAGCUCCUACAUACAUCACAUGCCGCCAAAAACCUCCAUAUCACUCAACUGGAAGCGGUCAACGAAGAGCUGGUAAACCUACUAGUGGAGAGAGAUCGAAGAAUCGAGGACCUAGUCAGGGCUCUUGUCGGUGGCGCUGGUUCAUCUUCCGCGGCAGCACCCAGAUCUGAGCCUCAUAUAACCACCUCUAUAACCCUCAAACCCAGCAAAACCAUCAUCGCAAACGUCCCAACCACUCCAACUGACAGCUUACCCCCAACCCCCGAUACUACUAUCAUAAGCCCCCAACAACCACCAGCGCUCUCAACAGCAAACUGGGGUGGCAUCCCAGUCUACCAGCUCCAUCUCGCAAGCACAACGAUCAUGCGCCGAAAAACGGAUUCUUGGAUCAAUGUGACCCACGUCCUCAAAGCUGCAAAUAUUCCGCGUGGAUCUCGUUUGAGAAUUUUGGAGAAGGAAAUGCAUACUGGCGAACAUGAGAAGAUUCAGGGUGGGUACGGAAAAUAUCAAGGGACCUGGGUCCCGCUUCACCGUGCUUACAAACUGGCGGAACGGUACGGCCUGCUACAAACGCUGAGUCCCAUAUUCAAUGUGGAAUGUUUUAUCAGAGAAUAGCUGAAAGAAGACAACGCGGGCCGCUUCAAUGGAUUCAGCAUAGUCGAAAGCAUUUUGGAUGUAUUUAGGAAGAAAUACAAACGUCUACUCAUUGCACGCAUAAA
Molecule: messenger RNA, 1270 nt
Organism: Spizellomyces punctatus DAOM BR117
Lineage: Eukaryota; Fungi; Chytridiomycota; Chytridiomycetes; Spizellomycetales; Spizellomycetaceae
Exons: 4
Coding region: 138-1166 (342 amino acids)
Cellular component (GO): MBF transcription complex; SBF transcription complex
Molecular function (GO): DNA binding; transcription regulator activity
Source: RefSeq, a predicted model, not a curated record